Molecule: messenger RNA, 1076 nt
Organism: Guillardia theta CCMP2712
Lineage: Eukaryota; Cryptophyceae; Pyrenomonadales; Geminigeraceae
Gene: VPS23A
Product: vacuolar sorting protein 23A
Exons: 15
Coding region: 19-1020 (333 amino acids)
Biological process (GO): protein ubiquitination; endosome to lysosome transport; protein transport
Cellular component (GO): ESCRT I complex
Molecular function (GO): ubiquitin-protein transferase activity; ubiquitin binding
Source: RefSeq, a predicted model, not a curated record
AGAUACUGGUUCAAUACAAUGAGUGCCCCAUCAAAAAGUGAUAUGAAAGCAGCGAUCAAGGAGGUUCAAAGGCAAUUGAAAAGUCAUGGGAUAAAACUCAAGGACUCAUCGCGUCAAGCUGCGGACGCUCUUGAAGUUUUACAAAAGUUCCCUUAUCUCAGACCAUCAGUUGGAAUGAUGUCAGGAAGCGAGCAAAAGUUUUUCAAGCUUGAAGGGACUGUCCAGAUGUUUUUUAAUAGUAACGGUUAUUAUGUCCCUCUUGCGGUAUUUUUGCGGGAAACUCAUCCCGACUCUCCUCCAGUGUGUAUGAUACAGCCAACGCCAGAUAUGAUGAUCAAACCGCAUCAUUUUCACGUCGAUGCCCAUGGCCUGGUUUAUUUGCCCUACCUUCAUGAUUGGACGAAGCGAUCCUCGAUCGUAGAAAUGCUCAGGGAAGUCUCUGCAAUUUUCACAAGUGAUCCCUUCAUCUUCAAAAAGCCAUCACAGCCGCCAGCCACUCCAAGUUACUUAAAGGAUAAUGCGAACAAAGGAGCAACAAAGUCGAAACCAGUUUACGAACAGGAAUCUUGUUCUUGCUCGCAAAUUCCGAAUCUUAACAACUGUUGCCAGCAGACGGCGGGGGGGAAGCAGACAGUUCAGAGCCCGCCUCACCGCACGCCUCCGCAGCCACCCGUAGCACGAAAUACUCCAGAUGUUAACCAGAUUCAGAAGACCAUGCGCGCUCUAGAUCUGAAAGGGCCUGAUUUGACCAAUGAGGUGAAAGCUAAAGCGAAAGAAAUGGAUGAGCUUGAUUCGGUGCUGGAGAAUUCCUUCCGAUGCCCCAUAAGCAUGGAGAUUAUGAGCGACCCAGUGUUCGCUGCAGACGGGCACACGUACGAGCGAGUAGAGAUUGAGAGAUGGUUACAAACGCGCGACACAUCCCCCUUGACAAACGAGAAACUGCCGCACAAGAUGUUGACACCCAACCACAACUUGCGCAGUCAAAUCCUUGAGUACCAACAAAAGAACGCAAUUCAUUGAAGCGAUGAGAUACGAUCUUUUCAAACCCAGAUGUGCAUUAUAAACUCCUGAAAGGC